AUGAAGGAGAAUAGCGUGAAAGAAGCAAGAGCCGCGGGGAUUAAAGGCGGCGAGUUUGGCAAGCAGAGGUGUCGGUUCUGUUUUCGACGCCACGGAGGAGCAGCAGUCUACGCAACUGGUACAUUGUCGGCUUCGUCCGUACCUCGCUACCGCCUUUCUCCACCUCCUCAUCGUUGUCUCAUUUGUUGGCGCCGUCGGUGGGGAAGUCAACUACAAGCCAUGGUGUACACUUGGCGAACCAGGCCACACUUCUCCUCUCAACGAUCAGAGUCUCAUCCCAAUUACGUGUUAAUGCCUACUCCGCGGAACGGAGAUGAUCACGAUGGUGAUCAGGAGCAUGAGAACCAUCCCCAUGUCGAGGGUAACCCUGAGAACUUGGUCACCAAAAAGGACCUGGAGCAUAUGGCUGCUCAACUCAAUAAGGCUAUCCGCAACCUCCAAGGAAUGAGAGAGGGACCUUCGAAGAAACAGCCAAACCGCCCUAUCAGCUCACGGGUGAGCACAACAUCCCACACCAUCCACAGGGCACAACCUCGAAGUGUGAUGGAAAGGCUAGGUGAGAGGGGUGGGGCACAACCUCGCCCUCACCGACCAAGGGCCAGCCAAGAUGCACGCUCGGUGAUUGAAGAGCAACAGUUGCACAUAGGAGACCUUGAUGCUCGAGACCUCUUGCACAUGAGGCACCUCGAACAAGCCAAAGAGGCCAUCAGGAAUGAUAGGAUCACCCGAGGUCUACCCCCCUCUAGUGCUAAGACCACUGCCUCCGCACGAGACCACCCUACUCCAUCAAGGCAAGUCGAUCCAAUCGAAGUCAGCUCCCGCAGGACAUUUCCCAGGAGGCACUCACCUUCUCCCAUAAGGAGAUGUCACUCACCCUCCAGCCGGAUCAGAGGUCAUUCUCCCCGGACAAGGGCUUCACCCCCCGAUCAAAAACCAAGGUCUCAUUCAUCUCUUCAUCGCCCAAGGUACCGUUCACCCUCAAGAACGACAAGGAGCCCGCCACGCCGUGAGAGAACAUACUCUCCCCUCCGAGAGAGUAAGGUUAGACAUACCUCCCCAAGAGGAAGAUGGGGCUCCCCUCCACCAAGAAAUGAUAGGCGCAAGUACACUUCAUCAUUAUAA
Molecule: messenger RNA, 1122 nt
Organism: Spinacia oleracea (spinach)
Lineage: Eukaryota; Viridiplantae; Streptophyta; Magnoliopsida; Caryophyllales; Amaranthaceae
Exons: 2
Coding region: 1-1122 (373 amino acids)
Source: RefSeq, a predicted model, not a curated record